CCAAUUAAAUAAGUAUAUAUAUAUUACUUUCAACUUAUAUACUACUUACAUUAUGCAAAGUAAUAUAAAGAAAAAAUUGUAAGUGACCCCUACCCCUACCAUUGUUUUAUUAUAUAGUAAAACAGUAUAUCCAUGAAAGAAACUACACCUUUACUUACUUUAUGGGGAGCAUGCAUGUCCAUGUGACUAGUGUGAAGACAUUGUAUCAGAUAACCAUCGAGUGGUUUAUUAUAGAAACAGUUAAACUCUUGUUUCUUCUGAUGCAUGUUUUUUGGAAUCCUUGACUUUGUGCUUAGUUCUUAACACUUCCUUGAGUAAUAUGCAGUCAAAACUCGAGAUCUUGAAUAUGGUGUUUGAGCACAUUCUGUAAAUGCAUAGCUUUGAGAAUGAGAUCAUUUCAGAAACUAGCGUGUUUACAAUGGACUACUCACUCAGCACCAGUGACAAGAAAACAUUAAAAAGAUUAGGAUUCCAUUCCAGUGUUUUCCCGCUUUUAAUUCCAAAGAAGAAGCCUGGGAAAUUAGUUGAUGAUGUUCGAUCCAACGGUUGGCUUGAGGCCAUGCGAUCGUCUUCACCUCCUUGUAAAAGGAUGGUGAAAGAUGUUGAAGAUGAGCUUGCUUCCGAUGAGAAUGAUCUUAUUUAUUAUUCUUGGAAGCUCAAGUAUCCAUCGGCCCUCAAAUCUUUUGAUCAUAUUAUAAAUCGUGCAAAUAACAAAAAGAUAGUAGUCUUCUUAGAUUAUGAUGGGACACUCUCCCCAAUUGUAGAUGAUCCCAAUCGUGCUUUUAUGUCAAUCGAUAUGCGUGCUGCUUUAAAGAGCAUUGCAAAGUACUUUCCAACAGCGAUUAUUAGUGGAAGAAGCCGCAAUAAGGUUUAUGAGUUAGUAGGACUAACAGAACUCUUUUAUGCUGGUAGUCAUGGUAUGGACAUCAUGUUCCCAAUGUCUAUCAACCAUACAAACUAUAUUCGAUCUACUGACAAACAGGACAAGGAAGUAAAUUUAUUCCAGCCUGCUAGAGAGUUUAUACCAAUGAUCAAUGAGGUUUUUAGGACCCUUGUUAACGUGACAAAGGAUAUCCGAGGGGCAUUUGUGGAAAAUCACAAAUUUUGUACUUCUGUACAUUACCGUAAUGUAGAUGAGAUGAGUUGGGCGAUGAUUGCACAACGUGUGCAUGAUGUCUUGAAAGAUUAUCCUCGUUUGAGAUUAACUCAUGGUCGGAAGGUUUUAGAGGUCCGUCCCAUUAUUGAUUGGGACAAAGGGAAAGCAGUCGAGUUUCUACUUCAAUCACUUGGGCUAAGCAAUAGUGACGAAGUGCUUGCAAUUUAUAUUGGAGACGAUAGAACAGAUGAAGAUGCAUUUAAGGUUUUAAGAGAAGGAAAACGUGGUUACGGGAUUUUGGUAUCUUCGGUACCCAAAGAAAGCAAAGCUUUUUUGUCACUUCGUGACACUUUGGAAGUCAAAGACUUCCUUAAAUCGCUAGUAUCAUGGAAGGAACAAAAUUAUGGUAAUGAUAAAUGAUCAAACGAGGUUUUCAAUUUUGAAGUUGAAAUAGUUUGAUAACAAUAAAAAGAUAUUUUAUUUGAUUAUUGGUUCAUAUUUUAUAUGGUAUUGAUUGUUUUGUAUGUAUCCUAA
Lactuca saligna is the source of this 1630-nucleotide messenger RNA. Lineage: Eukaryota; Viridiplantae; Streptophyta; Magnoliopsida; Asterales; Asteraceae. The record is from the annotation of a GenBank genome assembly.